This is a messenger RNA of Synchytrium microbalum, 1929 nucleotides long. RefSeq lists its product as uncharacterized. Gene Ontology annotation, biological process: vacuolar acidification; sodium ion transport; proton transmembrane transport. The record is from RefSeq and is a predicted model, not a curated record. Gene Ontology annotation, molecular function: sodium:proton antiporter activity. Lineage: Eukaryota; Fungi; Chytridiomycota; Chytridiomycetes; Synchytriales; Synchytriaceae. Gene Ontology annotation, cellular component: late endosome; fungal-type vacuole membrane; early endosome. The transcript is spliced from 5 exons. Bases 1 to 1929 code for a protein of 642 amino acids.
AUGACCAACCAUACUGCAGAAGCAGAGGUCAUAUCGGCCGAAGAGGCCCAGCACUUUCUCUUUGUUAGAGCUUUAUUGAUGCUCGGUCUGAUUGCACUUUCCAUGAACAUCGUUGGUUUUUUGAAGAAGAAGCACAUUCACUAUUUCGGAGAGAGUGCGGUGCUGAUUCUUGUCGGACUAUGUGUUGCAGCAUUCUGGUCAUUGCUCCAAUAUGAUUCUGAAAACACGGCUAUUCAAUUAUCUUCUAAAUUCUUUUAUAUGGCUCUAUUGCCACCGAUCAUUUUUGAGGGAGGAUACACACUGCAACGAGUAGCCUUCUUCAAAAACAUUCUCGUCAUCAUAGCCCUCGCGUUCGUGGGCGCCCUCUACUCAACCUUUAUCUGCUCCAUCCUAAUGUACUUUUUCACCAAAGUAACCGGAAACAACUGGUCAUUCAUCGAAUCUCUAGUCUUUGGCUCCCUCAUUUCCUCCACCGACCCCGUAACAGUGCUCUCUCUCCUCCCCUCGAACGUAGACAAGCGGCUCUACAUGAUCAUAUUCGGAGAAUCAGCACUGAACGAUGCCGUAGCUAUAAUCCUAUACAGAUUUUUUACCGGAUUCGCUGAUCCGACAAUGAGACUGGAUUUCUUGCCAUUUUGUUUAUCAAUUUUGAACGCCGCUGGUGUGUUUCUUGGCUCAACACUGGUUGGAUUGGGACUUGCAUGGGUGUUUGCUAAAAUCACCAAACAUGUCAAGAUGGAUCAUGAGCCCGCUGUAUAUGAGACAGUCAUGCUGUUUGUAUUUGCUUAUUCGAGUUAUUUGGCGGCUGAGAUAAUGGCCUUGACUGGUAUUAUAUCUAUCUUCUUUUGUGGGAUUGGGAUGGCGCACUAUGCGCAUCACAACUUGGAAGAGGAGGCACUUACCGGUGUUCGUAUAACACUCCGCUUCCUAUCCUUCAUGUCCGAAUGUUUCAUCUUCCUCUACCUUGGUCUCGGCCUCCUCUCCUUCAAAUCCCAAGCAACAUACAACCCAUCCCUCAUAAUAUUCGCAUGCAUCUCAAUCCUCGUGUCUCGCACUCACGUAUUCCUAAUCCUCUCAACUGCAAACCUGCUCCCAAAACAUGGCAAACCAGUCCCCUGGAACCAACAAGUGCUAGUCUGGUUUUCUGGUCUUCGUGGUGCAGUCGCUUUCGCUCUUGGAGUUACAUUCUUGGAACACCCUGUAUUCCCUGAUGAUGUAAAAGGCAGUAUAUUUGGAACAACGGUUUUCGUGGUUGUUGUUACGAUUCUGGUGCUUGGCGGUUUGACGCCUUAUAUGUUGAAGUGGCUGAAGAUUAUCGAGCCUGCUGUACCGAAUGCUACGAUUGGUGCUGGUCAUGGAGAGCAUGAAGGUGUUGGAGGAUCUGAACAUCAUGAAGCUGGCAAGAAGAGUAAUGAAGGGUAUGCUGAAUUACAGGAUGAAGAGAAUGAUGACAACGAUCCAGUACAUCAUGGUGAUGCUCCAUUGUUCGAGUGGUUGCAUAGGAUGGAUGCUACCUACAUACGCCCAUUCUUCACAAACGUCCCCGCAAAGCCCGACAGACGAGCCUCUCAAGCAUCACGCACAUCCCGCACAUCUAAAAUCUCCCUCCACCGUCUCUCCCAAGCAUCAAAACGUCCAGCUAGCGUCCUAACCUCACUCCCCACAGUUAUAUCCCAACAAUCUGCACGCGUAGGACGCACCGAUUCACCAACACUACAAAACACGCCCUCAACGGUUGAUAUUGUUACUGAAGUUACAAACUCGUUCAAGAACAAGAGUGAUGGUGCUGUUGCUGCUAGGGUGGUAGCAGAACCUAUUCAAGAUGAUGAGGAUGAAGGGGAUGCAUCUGCUGGAUUUUCCAAUUUUAGGGAAGAUGCUUCGUUGGUGAAGAAUUCUGCUAUGGAAGAUAUUGAGUUGAGUCCUAGGUGA